AUGGAAUAUCUGCUGAAAAACAAUAUGAUAUUUGAAGUAUAUCAUUAGCAAUACUAAUCUGAGAUUUCUAUCGUUGAUAAUCUUUUAGGAUAAUUCGCUCCUUCAAGAUCAAAAGAAAAUUAAGGAGAAAUAUUAUAUACGCUUAAAUUGUAAAUGGAAAAAAUUUGA
This is a messenger RNA of Paramecium octaurelia, 168 nucleotides long. The record is from the annotation of a GenBank genome assembly. Lineage: Eukaryota; Ciliophora; Oligohymenophorea; Peniculida; Parameciidae.